Molecule: messenger RNA, 7510 nt
Organism: Neopelma chrysocephalum (saffron-crested tyrant-manakin)
Lineage: Eukaryota; Metazoa; Chordata; Aves; Passeriformes; Pipridae
Gene: PCDH19
Product: protocadherin 19
Exons: 5
Coding region: 1-3291 (1096 amino acids)
Biological process (GO): homophilic cell-cell adhesion
Cellular component (GO): plasma membrane
Molecular function (GO): calcium ion binding
Source: RefSeq, a predicted model, not a curated record
AUGGGGGCUCUCCCGGCACUGCUGGGGGCCGCCUUGCUGUGGGCCGGCGCCGGGGCCCUCGUCAACCUCAAGUACUCGGUGGAGGAGGAGCAGCGGGCCGGCACGGUGAUCGCCAACGUCGCCAAGGACGCCCGGGACGCCGGGUUCGUGCUGGACCCCCGGCAGCCCACUGCUUUCAGGGUGGUCUCCAACUCGGCCCCUCACCUGGUGGACAUCAGCCCCGGGUCUGGGCUGCUGGUAACCAAGCAGAAGAUUGACCGGGACCUGCUGUGCCGACAGAGUCCCAAGUGCGUCAUCUCACUGGAGGUGAUGUCCAGCUCCAUGGAGAUCUGCGUGAUCAAGCUGGAGAUCAAGGACCUCAACGACAACGCGCCCAGCUUCCCCACUGACCAGAUCGAGCUGGAGAUCUCAGAGACAGCCAGCCCUGGUACCCGGGUGCCACUGGAGAGUGCCUAUGACCCGGACUCGGGCAGCUUUGGUGUGCAGAGCUAUGAGAUCACCCCCAAUGACCUCUUUGGGCUGGAGACCAAGACAAGGGGUGAUGGGUCCCGUUUUGCUGAGCUGGUGGUGGAGAAGAGCCUGGACCGUGAGACCCAGUCCCACUACAGCUACGUGAUCACAGCGCUGGAUGGUGGUGACCCACCCAACUUUGGCACCGUGGAGCUCAGCAUCCGUGUCAUCGACUCCAAUGACAACAACCCGCUCUUUGAGGAGCCGGCCUACACAGUCAGUGUGCCUGAAAAUGCCCCACCAGGUACCCCAGUCAUCCGGCUCAAUGCCUCUGACCCGGAUGAGGGUACCAAUGGCCAGGUUCUCUACUCUUUCCACAGCUAUGUCUCAGAGCGGGCCCGGGAGCUCUUCCAAAUCGACCCCCAGAGCGGCCUCAUCACGGUGAGCGGUGCCAUCGACUACGAGGAGGGUCAUGUGUAUGAGCUGGAUGUGCAGGCCAAGGACUUAGGGCCUAACUCCAUCCCUGCCCACUGCAAAGUGACCAUCAGUGUCCAGGAUGCCAACGACAACCCGCCCCUCAUCAACCUGCUCUCUGUGAACAGCGAGCUGGUGGAGGUGAGCGAGAACGCCCCGCCGGGGUACGUCAUCGCCCUGGUGCGGGUCUCGGAUCGUGACUCCGGGGCCAAUGGGCGGGUGCAGUGCAAGCUCCUGGGCAAUGUGCCUUUUCGACUCCAGGAGUACGAGAGCUUCUCCACCAUCCUGGUUGACGGGCGGCUGGACCGGGAGCAGAGGGACCAGUACAACCUCACCAUCCAGGCCAGGGACAAUGGUAUCCCCUCCCUGCAGGCCACCAAGUCCUUCACGGUCAAGAUCACCGAUGAGAAUGACAACCAUCCCCACUUCUCCAAGCCCUAUUACCAGGUUAUCGUGCAGGAGAACAACACCCCAGGGGCCUACCUCCUCUCAGUCUCUGCCAGAGACCCUGACCUGGGCCUCAAUGGCAGUGUCUCCUACCAGAUCGUGCCCUCCCAAGUCAGGGACAUGCCUGUCUUCACCUAUGUCUCCAUCAACCCCAACUCUGGAGAUAUCUAUGCUUUGAGGUCCUUCAAUCAUGAACAGACAAAGGCCUUUGAGUUCAAGGUCUUGGCGAAAGAUGGGGGUAAUCCCUCUCUGCAGAGCAAUGCCACUGUCAGGGUGAUUGUCCUGGAUGUCAAUGACAACACCCCUGUGAUCACGGCCCCGCCGCUGGUCAACGGGACGGCAGAGGUGUACAUCCCCAGGAAUGCAGGGGUUGGCUACCUGGUGACAGUGGUCAAGGCAGAUGACUAUGAUGAGGGUGAAAAUGGCAGACUUUCCUAUGAAAUGGUGGAAGGAGACAGAGGAUUUUUUGAGAUAGACCAGGUCAAUGGAGAGAUAAGGACCACCAGAGCCUUUGGGGAGAAUGCCAAGACAGCCUACGAGUUGAUUGUGGUGGCUCAUGACCAUGGGAAAACAUCUCUCUCGGCUUCUGCCUUAAUUUUGAUAUACCUGUCUCCAGCCCUGGAUGCCCAGGAGUCCAUAGGAUCUGUUAACCUCUCCCUGAUUUUCAUUAUUGCCCUGGGGUCUAUCGCAGCCAUUCUUUUUGUCACCAUGAUCUUCGUGGCAGUUAAGUGCAAAAGGGAUAACAAGGAAAUCAGGACCUACAACUGCAGAAUUGCAGAGUACUCCUACGGGCAUCAAAAGAAAUCAAGCAAGAAGAAGAAGAUCAGCAAGAAUGAUAUCCGCCUGGUACCGCGGGACGUGGAGGAGACAGAUAAAAUGAACGUUGUGAGCUGCUCCUCUCUCACUUCAUCCCUCAACUACUUCGACUACCACCAGCAGACCCUGCCGCUGGGCUGCCGCCGCUCCGAAAGCACCUUCCUCAACGUGGAGAGCCAGAACAACAGGAACGCCGGCUCCAACCACAUUUACCAUCACACCUUCACGGGGCAGAGCCCCCAGCAGCCCGACCUCAUCAUCAACGGGAUGCCGCUGCCAGAGACUGAAAACUACUCCUUUGAUUCCAACUACGUGAACAGCAGAGCUCAUUUAAUAAAAAGCAGCUCCACGUUCAAGGACUUGGAGGGGAACAGUCUGAAGGACAGUGGCCACGAGGAGAGCGACCAGACAGACAGCGAGCAUGAUGUGCAGCGGGGCCUCUACUGCGACACGGCUGUCAACGACGUGCUGAACACCAGUGUCCCUUCCAUGGGGUCCCAAGGCCCUGAGCAAGAUCAGAGCGAAGGAUUUCACUGCCGGGAGGAGUGCCGCAUCCUGGGCCACUCGGACAGGUGCUGGAUGCCCCGCGGUGCCGUCCCCAGCCGCGCCAAGUCCCCCGAGCAUGGGAGGAACGUCAUCGCUCUCUCCAUCGAGGCGACGGCGGUGGACGCGGAGCCUUACGCAGACUGCAGCACAAAAAGGACCUUCGCCACCUUCGGCAAGGAGGGCGGCGAGCCCGCGGCCGAGGAGCGGCUCGCCAACCCCAAAGGCAAAAGAACGGUGGACCCGCCCGCCUGCAGCCCCAAGGUGAGCGGCGCCGUCCGCGAGGCAGGCAACGGGUGCGAGGCCGUCAGCCCCGUCACCUCGCCCCUCCACCUGAAGAGCCCUUUGUCUGGCAAACCGGCGGCGCCCUACGGUGCCGGGCACUGUGCCGGCAACCGGGAACGGGAGCCCUUUGGGAACAGUGGCCCUUCCCGGCCGACGGAGGCAGAGCCCCGGGGGGCGGACAGCGAGAGCAGUGGGCAGGAGGGCAACCCGCUCCUGCAGGAACGCCGGGAAAAGGACUCGCCCGGCGCCCGGAGACUAAAGGACAUCGUCCUCUGAGCAGCACCCGGCGACAGGAGGAUGAGGAUGCGGAUGUGGAUGAGAGGAUGAGGGACCGCACGACUCCCAGCGCAGAUUGUUUUUAUUGCUUACCAAUGGUUCACAGAUUGCUGUAUUUAAAAGCUUUCCCUAAAUGUAUUGUUUAUAAAUGAAGCUAUCGUUAAUGUGACAAUCCCACUUGUCUCGACAGGCGGCAGGGGUGUGCAGCCGGAGCGGAGUAGCCGGUGUUUUUGCUUCGCCGGGAGGCGGCGGGUGGCGGGGGCAGAGGCGAGACACCCCCAGUCCUCAAGAGUGCUCGGUAUCCCCUCCUUGGAGUUUAUAUAUUUUUAUAUCUCGAAACAAAGAUAAAUUUCCAUUCCCGGAAAAGAAUUGAGUGGCAAAUUCCUUAUUCGGACAUGUUUAGUAACCACCCCGGCGGUUUUGUAGUCUGGACAAAGUAGCGGCUGUUUCUUGUGUGCGACUGUUCAAAGCGACAGUCGGGUGAGGUUCAACAUUCACCCAACAUGAGGUUGUUUGUAUUUUAAGGUGUUGGUGUUUUGCUAUGGACACCCCUGCAAUUAUGAAUCCUUUUGCUGUCACAUGCUUAUCUGUACUAUUAUUGUAUUUGAUAUUGCAAAUUACUGUAUGUCUGGUGAUGGCAAAAGGCUUUCAGGCUUAAAAGAAAAGAAUUUAAAAAAAAAAUCAGAAUCAUCUUACUUAAACUUCGGGGAACCUGCGGUUUGCAGCCCCGGUGGAGCAAGCGCUUCUUCCAGCCCCCACCAUUGCCUGCAGCCUCCCCUGGCUCUUGCAGGGCAGUGACAGGGCAUUACAGGAAGAUGUUUUGGGGAAAAUCCUGCCUGGAUUGCAACUGUCGGAUGCACUGUGCUGAACUUUUUCCCUUAUCCGUUUCUUUUGCGUAAUUUCAUGGCAAGGCAUGGAAAGUUUUUUUUCCAGAAGUUGGUUGUUUUGGUUUUUUUCCAGUUCCCAGAUUUAGAUAUCCCCCGUCUCCAAUCAUUUCCAAGUCAAAGAGAUGGAAUUAUUUAAAAGAUCUAAAUUACCUGCUCAAUUAGACACACACUUCCAAGUCAGCAUUUCCCAGUCACAAUUACGCCAAGUGUAUGUGUGUAUGUAUGUCAUCAUGGCAUGGAUUUUAGACUGUUCUGAUUUCUUUCUAUCCCUGCAUCAUAAAUAAGUAUGGAAUGAGCAAUAGUGAUGUUAAUUUAGGGGCAGACAGGUGAUAUGUAACAACGCUACUAAUUCAAUUAAUGUGCCUUCUUAAUGGAGAAAAAAUUAAAGCAAUUCAUUAUUUUUUCUCAUAAUUAAGGACUUUUUUUGUGUGGGUGCAAAUUUACUCAUAUAAAAUUGAUUUAAAAAUUGAGCUACUUUAAUAGCCAUUUUGUAGAAGGGAGAGAGGGAAGGGAUUCCACAGCUCUCUGCUCUCUUGCAGUGAUAAUUCCUCAGUGAGGUAUGAGUAAGGUAGGAGGAUUUCAAUUAGUGUAUUAUUAUUUUUACUAUUAUUGUUAACCCUUCACUGAACAGAUUUUUUCCUACCCUAAAUAAUGUUUCCUAGAAUUUAAAAUUGAUUAUGGAAGGGAAAAUAUAUAGCUCUUGCCAAUGUUUGCUGUACCAGCAAGUUGAAAUUAGUGGUUUCUAGAGAAAGAGUCUUUCUAGGUCUACAUAUCAUGAUAAAGUAUUUGUUACUUUGAUUUAUUUAAAUGAAAACAAGAAAACAAUAUCCAAUCAUUGUCAUCCUCAAAAUAAAUUUAAACUCCAGCCAUUUGUUUUUUUCAGGACAAAUUGAUCUUGGCUGAAGCCAUAACCAGUCCAAGACAGGUCCACAGUCAGCCUGUUCCCCCUGCCACUUGCUAGGUCCAGGAAUUGGGAAAGAAUCAACAAAAAACAGUCAUCUAAUGAAAUUUGUUACACUUCCCUCACUGGUGUGAUGACUACCUCAUUCAGCUCCCAUCCCACGUGUUAAUGUGAUGUCCUGCAUCCCUCCAGAAAGCAAACCGGGGUUUUUCCCUCAUGUUCUGGAUUCUGAGCCCAUUUUUCAGGGAUGUGUUGUUUCUGUUCCUGCCGUGUUUCCUGCCUGUGUACCGUUACUGCUGUCAUUUAUUUCUGGGGUUUUUAUCCCCAAAUGUGUUUUUUAUUAUAACACAAGCAAAGAAGAAAGGGGCUGGCUUGAGGCUGUUGGAGUAACUGGGUGUUCUGUAACCAUCAGGCUGGGUUUAUUCUGAUGUUACCUGGUUUUGUCAGUUCUGGGAGGUUUUCUGGGGGGGGGAAGCUUCUCGUAUGUGUUUGCUGAAAGAUAGAGCCUGCGAUGCCCCAUAUGUCAGAUGCUCUUGGCUUCACAGGGCAACAACCCCAUGUGUCCCCAUCGUCUGCCCUACACCUCUGCCAGGAUGGGACCCAGCUGCCCCAUUGUGGGAUGGGGAUAGUGGGUGCCCCCCUCCAUCAUCCCCAGCUGCCUGGAAAAGCACCGGCCGAUAAUUUCUGCCGAGCGUUGCCCUCUGCCUGUGGAGCUGCCACCACCAGCCCAGCAUUUUGGAUGAAAAAUAGAUGCUAACUGAAAAGGAAGAGAGAAAAAAAAAGAAAAAAUAGAAACAUUUCUCUAAUUUACCCAGAGGAAACAUUCCUUGCCACUCUGAAUAAAAGCACAGCCGAGAAAGAAUGUGAAAUAAUUCUCUAUUAAAAGGGGGCAUUAAAGAGGUCAGUAAACCCUUAUGCCUCCAAGAAAAUCGUUUAAACAUCAGUUUUCUGGGCUGACCCAGGCUGCAGCAGGGGAUGCUGAGCGAGGGGCCCUUCCUUGGUAUGGCCUCGCUGUGCGGGGCUGAGGGGAGACCCAGGGAGUGGCCCCAGCUUCGCUGCCUUGGCCCUCUCCAGAAUAUUUUGGUACUCCUGUCACUGUCCCUCUGUGUCGCUCGAGAUGAGUUCAGGCUCCUGGGCAAAUCGCAGUCUCUUGGGUUUUUCCCUAGUUGCAUCAGAACUGGCCAUGCAAAAAAUGUUCCGAGCUGCAGGGGGGCGGGAAGGCUUUUUGGGAGAGUUCCAGAUGUAAUUAUUGUGCUUUUUAAUAACUUAAACCUGUCCUCAGAUUUGGUUUAGGAAAAAUCGCUGGGAUCUGUUGGUUUCCUUCAGGCAGACUUGCUCUGCUCCCCUGUUUAUCCAGGAGAGCAGCAGCCACUGACGAUUCUCCCCCGAGCAUGACGAGGACCCAUCUGGAGCAGCCCUGGGGCUGGGGGCUGGGGGGCUGAACUCUUCCCUGCUCCCUGGGGAGCCCCGGGCUUUUCCCACCCUCGAGGCUGCAGGACUAUGCCAGGAGGAAUGGUGGAGGGCUGGGAGGGAUGAGUGAUGGCUGGAAAAAUCCCCCUUGAGCACCGUCCUACUGAGGUUGUUGCCGUUCCCUGUUUGUUGUGAGCUGGAGGUGGCCUGUGGAUCACACGUUGUGCAGAAGUGAAUUCCUUUCUUUUUUUAUUUUAUUUUUUUUUUACAAAUAGGAAACAAGUUGCUUUUGUAAAGAACACACUUGUCUGAUGGGUAUGUUGAAAUUAUUCUUGGGGGAAAAAAAAAGAACUAAUUAUGAAUGGAAAACACAUUUGUCUGUCAUUGGGGAAAAUUGAUGGUCUUGUUGCUACAGCUGCUUUUGCAGCUAUGGGUAGUCUCUGAUCCAACCUGUGAGCUGCGGUACCCGCCGGGGAGAAGCCCAGCUGCCCCCGCUGCAAGCACUGCUGAGACGGAGCCUUUGCCGGCAUCAGCUGAUGUUCAGCUGAUCUAAGCUGGGAUAGAAUCUCCAAACACACCUCAUGGAACUGGCUCUCAGCAGCACACGCCUCCCUGCAGCCUGGCGAGGCCGGCGGUGGCUGGGCUGCCGCGGGACUGAGCGCGGUACGUCUCGUCAUGGUGUCUCCGUUGCCGAGUAUAUGAAGAAUAAAUUGUUGUAUAUGCUGAUAUGUAUGUUAUGUACAUUUUCACAGUGAUUGAAUCAUUGUAAACAACAAAAUGGAAAAAGGAAAAAAAAAAAAGAAUCACCAUUCUGUCUAUUUUAUGAAGAUGAUAAAGCAGCUUUAUUAAAUUAUUACGAUUCUGUUUCCAAAUGGUGUACCUGCCACAUUGGGAUUUUUUCAUCUGAUGAGAACUUUGUUUUCCACCUAAAUGUGAUUUUCUUUUCUCUGCUUUGAGCAUCUAAUGCAUUUUAGUAUUAAAGCAAUUAUUGAAUAAAAUGGAAAGUAAGUGUUUGGUUAAA